Brienomyrus brachyistius is the source of this 4189-nucleotide messenger RNA. RefSeq names its product estrogen receptor beta-like. NCBI's taxonomy places the organism in Eukaryota, Metazoa, Chordata, Actinopteri, Osteoglossiformes, Mormyridae. Gene Ontology annotation, molecular function: sequence-specific DNA binding; zinc ion binding; DNA-binding transcription factor activity. Gene Ontology annotation, biological process: regulation of DNA-templated transcription. The coding region runs from base 586 to 2088 and encodes 500 amino acids. The record is from RefSeq and is a predicted model, not a curated record. The transcript has 11 exons.
GGAUAAAGGAAAUGUUUGCGGUUUAGCGUCACGUAGAUGUAAAAGUUGAUUUGGUGCGUCUUUGACUUCAGCUCUCGAGUUUCCUCACUGCACGAUCCGCCGCUUUCCUUCACGGUCCUGACAGGCGGUACAAAGGCUCCGUGUCCGUCUGAAAUACCCUGAUAAAGGCUUCGGUGGAGGCGUUUAGCUUUUAAACAACUUCCAGUGUGUCCUGCUGUGCUCAGAGACUUUUAUUUAUUGCUUCCAGAUUGAAUAUGGAGACGAAUAUGAAGUAUGUGAUAACCGGCAUGAGGUCAAUGGGGUGAAAUCUACAGCAGUGACUUUAUAAAUAUGAAAAUAUCGAGGAAGAUAAAGGUGUCGAUGACUGUACGAAUAGCCGGUUGAUUUAUUGGAGUAUCUCGUUAGUUUUAAAGCCGUUCUCUGUGCAUGGAUGUCGAAGUACCGUGUGGAGUAUGAGAAGAAUACGGAUAUUUUUGAUCUGAUAAAGUAAAAGGCGUCAACUAAAAUCUUCAACGUGGCUCCCCUGCUCGCCGUGCUCUGACUUGCCUUGCGGAUGAUGCGCUAGACGUCACACCGCAAAUCCGAAUGGCUGCAUCUCCAGAGAGGAACCUGCCUGUGUUGCCCACGCAUGACCCCCCGCGGGUGUCCUCCCCCGUCCGUAUUGCCCCGCCAACCGGAUCCCCCUGGAUUCCAUCCCCCUACCUGGAUGCCGGCUGGGACUCUGCUGUGGCAGGCCCCGCCCACGUCGGCAUCCCGGCUGCUCACCAGCCGCUGUAUUGGCUCCCCAGCCAGCACCUGCCGUCACUGAUGCUGAGCGAGCAGUGGUCUUAUUCCUCUGCGACGGAGCCCAGAUCUAGAACCCACACCUCCCCAGAAAACAGCAAAGAAGUACAGAAUGGGAGAGGGAACGGCGGGGGGUUGCUCAGGGCAGCGGGGAGCGACGUGCACUUGUGCGCCGUGUGCCAUGACUUUGCCUCUGGCUAUCACUAUGGCGUGUGGUCCUGCGAGGGCUGCAAGGCCUUCUUCAAAAGGAGCAUCCAAGGACCAACGGAUUACAUCUGCCCAGCCACCAACCAGUGCACCAUUGACAAGAAUCGGCGCAAGAGCUGCCAGGCUUGUCGCCUGCGCAAGUGCUACGAAGCGGGCAUGGUGAAGUGUGGGGUGCGGAGAGAGCGCACUGCCUGCCGGGCCGUUCACUGCAAACAUGUGAGCCGCUUGUGCUGCCUGGGGAGCAGCGGCAUUGGUAACCCACGGCGAUUCAAGCCACACCCCCUUCCUGUGGAGGGGCCCCGCACCCCAGGGCUCAGCCCGGAGCAGCUCAUCUGCCGCAUCAUGGAAGCAGAGCCGCCAGACAUCUACCUGAUGGGGGAGCUGAAGAAGCCCUUCACUGAAGCCAGCAUGAUGAGGUCCCUCACCCACCUGGCCGACAAGGAGCUGGUCCACAUGAUCAGCUGGGCCAAGAAAAUCCCAGGAUUCACGGAGCUCAGCCUCUCAGAUCAGGUCCAUCUGCUGGAGUGCUGCUGGCUGGAGGUGCUCAUGCUGGGCCUGAUGUGGAGGUCUGUGGACCACCCUGGGAAGCUGAUCUUUUCUCCUGACUUCAUCCUUAGCAGGGACGAGGGCAGCUGCACCGAGGGCAUUGUGGAGAUCUUCGACAUGCUGCUCGCCGCCACUGCCCGUUUCCGGGAGCUGAAGCUGCAGAGGGAGGAGUACGUCUGCCUGAAAGCCCUCGUUCUCCUGAACUCCAACAUGUGCCUCGCUUCACCAGGUAGCGGGGAUGAGCGGCACAGCAGGUCCAAGCUGCAGAAGCUUCUAGAUGCCGUGACGGAGGCUCUCAUCUGGACCAUCGGCAAGAUGGGCCUGAGCUUCCAGCAGCAGUCUGCCCGGCUGGCGCAUCUCAUCAUGCUUCUGUCGCACGUCCGCCAUCUUAGUAACAAAGGCAUGGAUCAUCUGUACUGCAUGAAGAUGAAGAAGAUGGUUCCUCUGUACGACCUUCUCCUGGAGAUGCUGGAUGCCCACAUCAUGCACAGCACCCGCAUCCCCUACCCGAACCCGGCACCGCCCCAGCCCGAGGGAGGCCAAGACUCAUGACCCUGGAGGGGAACCUGGAGGACCCACAAAGACACAGCGCCUUGUACUUUACUGCCUUUAAAUUGACUGGUUUAAAAUAUUCAUUUUCAAGUUUUCCAUAUGGCAUUCCAUUUGUUAAUUAUCCAUCCAUCUUCCAGCUUCUUCCUGGAGACAUGGAGCCUGUCUUUGGCAGUACAGGGCGGAGGCAGGGAGGUCGGGAUGGGAUGCCAGUCCAUUGCUGGGCCACAUGAUGGUACACUAGGAGCAAUUUUGAAAUACAAAUUUUUCUAACAGCAUGCCUUUGGUCUGGGGGGGGGGACUAGAGUACCUAGAGAAAGCCCCGGGAAUAUGGGGAGGCCAAACGAACUGCAAACACAUAUCGGAGAGGGAGUCACGGCCCCAGCACUAAAGGAUCAGUGCUGCAGCUUUCCACGGGCUUAAAAUGUCAUCAUUCACAGACAACUACAGUUGAGGUAAUUCAGAUUAAAUGGAAGAACAGGCUGAAAUGGAGCCGGAGAAGGUCUGCGCAAGACCUACAAGACCGGCGUCUGCUGGUCUGCGUAAGACCUACAGGACCGGCGUCUGCAGGUCUGCGUAAGACCUACAGGACCGGCGUCUGCGGGUCUGCAUAAGACCUACAGGACCGGCGUCUGCGGGUCUGCAUAAGACCUACAGGACCGGCGUCUGCUGGAACUUGCACUCGCUGUUGUGUUUCACUUUUUAUAGCUCAUUCACUCUCUGUCAUAAAGUGAGUGGUAAGUUUGCUUAAAAGCAGCCCUUCAGGAGACACAGACGGCCUCCUGGGGCACCGCCUUCUGGUGGGGCGCUGACUUAGCAAGUCACUGGAGACCCCAAACAAAAUGGACAGCAAAGCUUGCCUGUGACGUCCAGUAUGGCCUGGCCCUCUCGAAGAAGCAGAGUCACAAGUCACUGUUCUGCAGCUUUGUCCCGCUGAGGUUUUCUUCAUCUGCACUCCUUAAACAUCCGAGGAGUCCGGACACGUUUUAUUACUUGUAAGGUGAUCCGAGGCUCCAUUCCAGCCGCAUUUAUGACCCAUUUACAGAAAUCCCUCUUUUGCUUUUUACCACUGGCACUGCGUUUUUUUAUUUUUUUUAUUUACAUUUUUUUAUCAACAUAGCACAAGACGACCACGUUAAAAUAUAGUUGCUGCUUUCAGUUGCAGAGAUUUAGCAUGUUUUAAUAAGGGUGCAGCUGUGAUCACUGUUGUGCUUUCGCUGAAGAAAACUGAAGCUUUUGGCUGAAAUACAAAACCCUGUGUCCCAACUGAAAAAGAAUCAGGUCUCAUGCGUACAUAUUGAGAGGGGGAUGCAAUAAAAAGCGCUGAAUGAUGACUUUGUUCUUUCGAGUGCGACGCAUCACUUAUAGCGUUCUUGGGUUUCCUAACCCUCCUGAUAAAUGUAAGGAAGGGCAGCAAACAGGCCUGAUUAAUACCCUGCUGUUACACUCUCAACCAUAAACUCUUGGCUCAUCUCCGCUGGGAUGCACAGACCCUUCUGUAGUGGGAAUAGGCCACUUAGCUUAUGUUGUGUAACAGGCGUAUUCUGAAAGAAAUUACUCUAAUUGGCAAUAGAUUUGACGGGCAAUGAAUGAUGCACAAUUUCUCAGUCUGAGAGUUUGAAGAUCAGCAGGAUUGAUUUAAUACCAGCGCCGGGAAAUGUGACACUGAGUGUGGCGUCGUCACUCCAUUGUAUAGGAAAAUGCAACAUUUCUGAACAAACACAUUAGUCAUUGUGCAGUAAAUGUGCAAACGCUUGUAAUGGAUGCCCAAAGCCCAAGAGCAUGACAGUGCACACUUUUUGUCAUUUGAUCGUUUUGUUUUAAUUAUAACCGAUGUAGACAUGCGUUUAUGGAGUUGAUGGGACAAUUGGUGCUUUAUGUUUAUGCUGUAUGUAUAUUGAGAAUUGAUCACUGUGUUUUGAGUUGUAACUGCACGCAACUGUAGGGAUUCGGUGUCUGAAAUGCUGAAGCUGGCAGCCAGAAUCCCUGUGUAUUUGUCAUCCUGCUUUCGCCACAGACUCGAUCGUGUAUGAACUGUUCAUACUUUACGAUCAUGUGCUAUAAUGCUAUAUUUUCUCAAUAAAUAUCUUGGAAAAAGGAGAGA